Molecule: messenger RNA, 774 nt
Organism: Hylaeus volcanicus
Lineage: Eukaryota; Metazoa; Arthropoda; Insecta; Hymenoptera; Colletidae
Gene: EMC4
Product: ER membrane protein complex subunit 4
Exons: 3
Coding region: 129-662 (177 amino acids)
Biological process (GO): protein folding in endoplasmic reticulum
Cellular component (GO): EMC complex
Source: RefSeq, a predicted model, not a curated record
AAGUAAUCCAAUCACUGUAUGGUCGCAACCAUAUUGUAUUUAUUGCCUAAAUGUAUCUAUCUAUCACGAAGUGGUAUACAGUAUAGAAAAAAAAAACAAUAAUAAUACAAAAGUAUAAACUACAUGUAAUGGUAAUGAUGGCUGUUAAACAAAACACAAAACGAUCCAAAUGGGCUCUGGAUUUUGCUCACAAAAACAAGCAGGACAAAAAUGUGGACAUCCCUUCUCCGCCAGGUUACACACCGGCAGUUGCUUUGUUUCAUGCAGCCGAUUCUAUUAGAGAGACAGAUUCCAAUCACUUGAUAAUAAAAAAAUCAUGGGAUCUAGCUUUAGGUCCUUUGAAACAAGUUCCGAUGAAUUUAUUCAUUAUGUACAUGGCGGGUAAUUCUAUAGCAAUAUUUCCUAUUAUGAUGGUCAGUAUGCUGAUCAUUAGGCCAGUGAAAGCAUUAUUUACUCUUCAACAAACGUUUAAAGUAAUCGAAGGAACUCAUGCGUUUGGUCAAAAGUUUGUAUACUUUCUUGGACAACUGGUAAACAUCGCAUUGGCAUUGUACAAAUGUCAGUCGAUGGGAUUACUACCAACGCAUGCAUCAGAUUGGUUGGCAUUCGUGGAACCUCAAGCACGAUUGGAGUAUUCCGGUGGUGGAUUUAUAUAUGUAUGACGUAAGAUAGAGUUAAAUUGAAAAUGUUACAUACAUACUUAAGGAAGAUAACUGUUGUAAAUUUAGGUAUAUGUUACUUUGCCCAUAAAUUAUAAAAAGUUACGGUACACUA